Messenger RNA from Chrysochloris asiatica (Cape golden mole), 549 nucleotides. It is a transcript of the gene PTTG1IP, whose product is annotated as pituitary tumor-transforming 1 interacting protein. The record is from RefSeq and is a predicted model, not a curated record. Bases 1 to 549 code for a protein of 182 amino acids. NCBI's taxonomy places the organism in Eukaryota, Metazoa, Chordata, Mammalia, Afrosoricida, Chrysochloridae. Gene Ontology annotation, biological process: protein import into nucleus. Gene Ontology annotation, cellular component: cytoplasm; nucleus. The transcript has 6 exons.
AUGGCGUCCGGCGGGGCUAGCAGUCAGACGCCGCGAUGGGUGCUGCCCCUCGGCGGCUUUUCGCUGCUCCUGAUGCUUCUCCCGGUAGCCGCCGUGCAGCAGCCGCUCGGAGCAGCUUGCUCAGAAAAUUCAAACAAAACCUGCGAAGAGUGCCUGAAAAAUGUCUCCUGUCUUUGGUGCAUCACCAACAAGGCAUGUCUGGACUACCCAGUUAGCAAAAUCUUGCCACCUGGGUCUCUUUGUAAGUUGAGUUCUGCACGCUGGGGAGUUUGCUGGGUGAACUUUGAGGCACUGAUCAUUGCGAUGUCGGUGGUGGGAGGCUCCAUCAUUCUUGGUCUAGCGAUCUGCUGCUGCUGCUGCUGCUGCUACAGAAAGAAGAAGAGCCGCAAGCCAGACAAGAGUGAGGAGAAAGCCAUACGGGAGCGCGAGGAGCGCAGGAUCCGGCAGGAGGAAAGGAGAGCAGAGAUGAAGUCAAGACACGAUGAGAUCAGGAAAAAAUAUGGUUUGUUUAAAGAAGAAAACCCAUAUGCCAGGUUUGAAAACAACUAA